AGCCAAUCAGAGGAUAGUUUAGACGUCCAGAUCCGAAACCGUCUCUGUCAUUUGGCGCGCAACUCCGAACGCAAGAUGGACGACGGAAGGGCCAGUUGGGACGACGAGAAAGACUUCACCUGGAUGAAGGAAAUGAUUCACCAGGUGCAUGUGCUGGGCAAGCGAGCCAACAGUGGCUUCAAGCGAGAAGAUUGGCAUGCCGCAACAACGAAACUCAACUCCGACCACGCUGUCAUCUACACGAAAGAACAAGGCAAGUCGAGAAGCGCCGAGAUGAAGAAGCAAUACGCGCAGGUUUCACAGAUUACGAAGACGUCUGGUAUUGGGUUCGAGGCGGCAACGUGCCGGUUCAUUUGCUUGGAUGGGUCGUGGGCGCACGCGGCGGCGGAUGGGCCAUCGACGUAGGAAGGCAACCACGGUGGCCUUUCUCAUUCCGAAAUGCCCCACAAUUCAACGCGCACUGUCAAUAUCGUCAAAAUAUUCUACUCAUGAGUAGAAUAUUAUUUCUUGUGGUUUUCACGAUAUUUCUGAUAAAAUUAUGGAAUAUAACUCGGU
This is a messenger RNA of Aphanomyces astaci, 555 nucleotides long. RefSeq lists its product as hypothetical. Bases 76 to 405 code for a protein of 109 amino acids. Lineage: Eukaryota; Oomycota; Saprolegniomycetes; Saprolegniales; Verrucalvaceae. The transcript has a single exon. The record is from RefSeq and is a predicted model, not a curated record.